This is a messenger RNA of Helianthus annuus (common sunflower), 1773 nucleotides long. RefSeq names its product two-component response regulator ARR2. The record is from RefSeq and is a predicted model, not a curated record. Gene Ontology annotation, biological process: cytokinin-activated signaling pathway; phosphorelay signal transduction system. Bases 55 to 1545 code for a protein of 496 amino acids. NCBI's taxonomy places the organism in Eukaryota, Viridiplantae, Streptophyta, Magnoliopsida, Asterales, Asteraceae. The transcript has 6 exons. Gene Ontology annotation, molecular function: DNA binding.
UUGACAAUUCAAUUGAGUUGGUUGCAAAACUCUCACAAAACUCACAAAUUGAGAAUGUCUGGAAACAAUGUUCAGUGUAAGUCCGCAGCCUCCGGCAGUUUACCAGACAGCUUUCCGGAUGGUCUCCGGGUGCUUGUUGUAGAUGAUGAUCAAACUUGUCUCAUGAUCUUAGAGAAAAUGCUGAAAAAAUGCAACUAUGAAGCAAUUAUGUGCAAUAAAGCGGAGGUUGCUUUAUCAUUGCUUAGGGAAAAAGACAAUGUGUGUGAUAUAGUUUUGAGUGAUGUCUAUAUGCCGGAUAUGGAUGGAUUUAAACUCCUCGAACACAUCGGGCUCGAAAUGGAUCUUCCGGUCAUUAUGAUGUCAGCCGAUUACAACAAACAUGUAAUGAUGGAGGGUGUAAAUCACGGUGCAUGUGAUUAUAUACUCAAACCCAUUAGUAUGGAGGCGUUGCGCGGUAUAUGGCUACACGUUUUUCGAAGGAAACGAAAGGAGAAAGCUUUUGAGCCGUUAACAAGUGCUGAUGAUGUUGACCAACGUCAGAAAGUUCCAGAAGAUGUUGCCAAUUUGUCUUCUGGAAACGAAGGGCAUAACUCGAAAAAUGCAAAGAGAAAAGAAUACGAGGAUGGGUCUGAGGAACGAGAGGAGACUUCUUCUUCGAAGAAGCCUCGUUUCGUUUGGUCUAUUGAGCUUCAUCAAAAGUUUUUAGCAGCUGUUAAUAAGCUCGGGCUUGACAAAACUGUCCCCAAAAAAGUCUUGGAGCUGAUGGACGUUCCAGGCAUAACCCGAGAAAACAUCGCGAGCCAUCUUCAGAAAUACCGACUUUAUCUCAAACGCCUCGAUGAGUCGAAAGACUCGAGCGCAAUCGAUACCUCAUUUAUGGAGACCAUCAAUCGAGGCCAUGACCUUAUGGCGUUGGCGGGUAGGGGUCCGCACUCUGGUCAUUACCUCACGCCUCUUCAAACUUCGGUUCUUGAUCGUUUAAACAACUCAAGAUCCUCGAUUCCUAUGCCGCUCGUUGAUCAAAGAAACACAUUUAUCUUUGAGAAUCCAAGAUUUUAUGGCAAUGCAACAAAUAUGGAACCAAAGCAGUUCAUGGGCUUGAAUCAAUCCAACCAAUAUGCAUUCAAUGGUGUUAACAGUCAACUAUUGGGGCCAAUGGCUGGUCAAGGCCAGGGUCCAAGUACAAGUCAACCUAUUUUUCCUAAUGGAAUGUUGACACAAGGCAUUGGAUCCAGCAUAUCAGGAAGUGGGAUUGUUCCAGGUUACAACUUUUUCAAUGAUGCAAACCAGGUCAGACCCGAAACAGGCUCGGCAAACAUGACCUUCAGCGAUUGGUUGGCUCAUUCUUCUACCCAGACCACGCGGUUCCCCGCACCUUUUGCAAUCGAUGACGGAAGUGGGACCCAUCGUAACGGCACAGGGGAAAACCAAGAGGACCUCCUUAGUGCACUUCUUGAUCAGUCGCAUGUAGGCGUUGGACAACCAGAAGAUGAUCUUGUGUUUGGCGGGCCGUAUGCUUUUGAUGAUCUUCCCGGAGCACCUUAGCCAUUUUUACAAGUUCUUUAUAAGCUAGUAAUAUGUAGUAGUGUUUAAUGUUGUUUGUUUGGCAGAGAGCACUGUGUGCAUAGGCAUAUGCACAUGAAUUUUUGAAUGUUUUUAUUGGUAAAAACAUCCAAAAAUUCAAAUUUUGUUAAGUGUAGAUCUGUUGUUUUUUUCUAAUGUUGGUUGUAUGCGUAUGGAUUUGUUUUGAACGUUGAGGUUUUCUGUUUGUUA